This is a messenger RNA of Rotaria sordida, 963 nucleotides long. Lineage: Eukaryota; Metazoa; Rotifera; Eurotatoria; Philodinida; Philodinidae. The record is from the annotation of a GenBank genome assembly.
AUGACAAUUCAACGCAAAAAAGUAGUUACAUCAUUAAUUGAAGAUAUGGUUGAAGAAGAAAUUAUAAAAAUUAAUCGAAAAUUACAAAAAAUGAUCGAUAAAUCUGACGUGGAUGAAAGUAUUGCUCGAGAUUUACUUGUUCGUUUACAAGCAUCACGUAUAACACUUAGUACUCUGCAUAAAACGGGUAUUGGAAAGACCGUAAAUAAUUUACGACGACUAAUUACUAAUGAAGAUUUAUCAACUGUUGCUAAAAGUCUUCUAAAAAAUUGGAAAAAACUUGUACCCGAAACUUCAUCAGUAUCAGCAAAUAAAGAUGAUAGACAAUCAACAUCAAACAGUAGUAAUAAUAGCCAAAAUUCACAAGAAACAAAUGUAACUAAUGGAAAAAAUAGUGAUUCUGAUAAACCUACAAAACAACAAUCAUUUAUAAAAUCUUCAACAUCGAAUAGUUAUACAGCAUUACACACUCAAGACGAAUUUCGAUUAAAAUCACGUGAUCUUUUAGCCGCUGCUCUUUCAAUUUCUGAACUUCCUGAAGGAUCUGAUGAUCCAGUAGAAUUAUCUGCUCGUAUUGAAGAUGCUAUCUAUAAAGAACUUAAAGAUACAGGUGUUAAAUAUCGUAAUCGUGUUCGUAGUCGUAUUUCAAAUUUAAAAGAUGUAAAAAAUCCAAAUCUUCGUAUAAAUGUUCUUCUCGGUAUAAUUACACCCGAACGAUUCGCUGUACUUACAGCUGAAGAAAUGGCAAGUGAUGCAUUAAAACAAGAACGAUCAAAAUUAACAGAUAUGGCUAUUAAUGAAUGUCAACUUGCUGUUGAUGAAGGCACUGGUACUGAUCUUAUUCAAUGCAAAAAAUGUAAACAAAAUAAUUGUGCGUAUACAGAAGUUCAAACACGUAGUGCUGAUGAACCCAUGACUUUAUUUAUUCUUUGUAAAAGUUGUGGAUAUCGUUGGAAGAUGUAG